This is a messenger RNA of Megalobrama amblycephala (Wuchang bream), 3048 nucleotides long. RefSeq names its product Gamma-secretase subunit Aph-1b-like. Bases 425 to 1189 code for a protein of 254 amino acids. Gene Ontology annotation, biological process: protein processing; positive regulation of catalytic activity; Notch receptor processing. Gene Ontology annotation, molecular function: protein-macromolecule adaptor activity. Gene Ontology annotation, cellular component: membrane; gamma-secretase complex; endoplasmic reticulum. The transcript has 7 exons. NCBI's taxonomy places the organism in Eukaryota, Metazoa, Chordata, Actinopteri, Cypriniformes, Xenocyprididae. The record is from RefSeq and is a predicted model, not a curated record.
GCGUAAGCCAAUCAUUUAAACCAAACAAAAGCCCUCGGAAGUGUCGCGUGUGUUUUUUAUUCGGGAAAGAGAAACUGAAGAUUAAGUUUGAAAAUGUUACCAAACAAAGCGCUGACAGAAGGACGAUUUAAACCGCGCCAGUAUCGUCGGAUUUAUUAGCUUUGAAGUCUUUGAUAGAUCGAUUCUUUAUUUGGCUGUGUAGGACAGUUCUGAGAUUUUUCUGUAUUGUAACGCUGCAAAUGAAAUUGGCAGGUUUCAACUGUCUCUGAUUGAUGGAGAAUUAAGUCUCUACAGGCGUUGUUCGUGUUUACUUUCACAACACUGCUGCUGUACCUUUAGUGUAUUUCUGUUCGAGCCCGAUUGUUGCUCAUAACCGAAUGAUCGGAUAGCUCAGUUAAUUAUAAAGGAAAGGAGCUCGUCCAGAAUGACUCUGGCAGUGUUUUUUGGCUGUGCUUUCAUAGCGUUUGGUCCAGCUUUCGCCCUGUUUGUUUUUACUAUCGCCAAAGAUCCAUUAAGAGUCAUCAUUCUGAUCGCAGGGGCGUUUUUUUGGCUGCUGUCUCUGUUGCUGUCCUCUCUGGUGUGGUUCAUCGCUGUGAAGGCUAGCAACGGGUCACAGGAUCCCACCCUGCCGAGGGCCCUGCUGAUUUUUGGAGUUUUCUUUUCGGUCUUGCUCCAGGAAGUGUUUCGUUUUGCCUACUACAGACUGCUCCGGAAGGCCAACGAGGGUCUGGCAGCCAUCAGUGAUGACGACGGUUUGGCCAUUUCAGUCCGGCAGAUGGCUUAUGUGGCUGGACUGGGCUUUGGCAUCAUGAGUGGUGCGUUCUCCAUGAUCAACAUCCUGUCUGACUCUCUGGGUCCCGGGACGGUCGGCAUCUAUGGAGACUCACAGUAUUACUUCAUUACAGCAGCACUGAUGACUCUGGCGCUGACGCUGCUGCACACAUUUUGGGGUGUGGUGUUCUUCGAGGGCUGUGAGAAGAGCCGCUGGUGGGUCAUCGCUGCUGUCGUCUGUCUCCACUUGUUAGUCGCUGGCCUGUCGCUGUUGAACCCGCUGUAUGAAGGCAGUCUGCCUCCUGUGUACGUCAUUACGCUGCUGAUGGCCGUCUGGGCCUUCUUCUCAUCUGGAGGAUCACUAAACAACCUUAAUGCACUCUGCACACGCAGGAAAGCUGAAGGGGAAUCUUCAUAAGAUGGUUUUUGUCACACAGUACCCAGUGAGAUCCAGGAUGAGAGAACGGCUGAGUCUGCUGCUUGACUGAAUGGCAGCGGUUUGUGAAAGAGCAUAUCUACCAGCUCCAAACCCUGAGGGGAUCCAGACACGUCCCCUCCAGCAUCAGUGAUCUCAGACGUGCCACGAGACUCUCACACAAACACUGUAAAUAGCUUGAUCUGAAUGCAAAUCAAUAAGACAGAUCUUUAAUAUUAUUUUGUUUUAAAAGCAACAUUCUCUGGCUCUUCAUGUGAAUGUUUGUGGUUUUGAGUUUUCUUCCUCGAUGUCCUUUACAUUUUGAAUGAAGCCUUAUUGUAGAGCCACUGUUAGGGGGAGAAAGUGAUCAAACAGCACCUCUUCACCCUCUUUCACUCAUGUAAUCAUUAUUAUUAUUAUUAUUAUUAUUAUUAUUAUUAUUAGUCAAGAGCAUUUCCAUUUACUGGCAUUGAAGGCUUUUCAUAUUUGUACUGUACAUUCUGGAACAUAUUUCUUUGUUGUGACAAAUGAAUGCACAAUGAGAACAUUUAACUUUUACGCUGUUCUUAAACUGAACAAAUAUCUCAGUGUGUAAUUAUGCAGUUUUUGGACAGAUUGAUGCCUGGUCAUCAGUUUUAAAAAGUCAUUUUUUCAUCAGUGUUGAAGUCAUUUGGCUAACACUUUAUUUUACAGUGUCCAUGUUACCCGUUACAUGUACUUACUAUAGUAAUAACAGUAAAUUAUGCAUAAUUACAUGCAGUUAACCCAAUAUAGUAAGUACAUGUUGUUAAUUAAUAUUACUCGGUACCUACAGUAACAAAGACACAUUAAAAUAAAGUGUAACCAUUUUUCAUCAAUGUACAAUUAAAGUAAUUGGGUAACACUUUAUUUUGGUGUCCUUGUUGCACGUGUUACAUGUACUUACUAUAGUAAUAAUAGUAAAUUAUGCAUAAUUACAUGCAACUAACCCUAAAGUAAGUACAUGUUAAUUAAUAUCACUCAAUAACUACAGUAAUAUGGACACAUUAAAACAAAGUGUAACCAUCAUUUGUUUGUAGCCUAGUAUACAGUGGGAAGAACAAAGCAGCUAAACUUCAUUUUCAUUAUAUUUCUGACAAUUGAAUGCAUACUUUACAUGCGUGGACAGGAAGCAAUAUCUGGAUAUUCCAGAGUCUUUUCUGUUCAUUAAUAAGCGCUUCAGAAGUGGUGCUGGACCGUGUUGUCAUCGUGUGGAGGACAGUUGAAGUUAUCUGAGACUUAGAUGUAGAUUUCACACUUGUCAUCUCAGUGACUUGACACUAACACAGCUUUAAUUCCUCACCCAGCACACUAACAUCACAGCUUUUACUUACACAUCAGCGGUUUUCCAGCCUUAAAGCACAUUCAGUACACUCAUUGUGGCGCGUCUCACACACACGCACACAGGAAGCUGCAGCAUUCAGUUCGUUUCUCUAGAUGCUGCAGCUCCUUCUUUCCAGUAUGCGUUUGAACUUGUUGCUUAUCAAACACGAUCAGCAUACGUUGCCUUCAGUAACCACCAACAUUCGCUGUGCUUCUGUAUGUAAAUGUAUUGCUUUGUGUACUCAUCCUCUGUGUCUGUAUGCAAGUGGUUUCUGGUCUAUAUUUGGCAUCCUGUGUUAAGAACUGUGCAGAUGGAGCUCUCUUCAUGGUCUGUUCUGUAUAUUGGACACAAUAACUUGGUGCUUUCCUGAAUUUCAAUUAUAAAAGGACUUCUUGUAAUUAUGUAACAUUUUAAUGCUGCUUUAUAAAGUUUCUAAGAAUAUGAUGUGCCAAACAGGGAAUCUGAUUGCUGUUCAAAUUGAUUUGGGAAAAAAAAAAGAUUAAAAAGACCCUGUUAAUCA